AUGUCCGCCAAUCCUGCUCCGGCAACUCCGGACCUAACACCACCAGCACCAACGUCUCCGAACCCAACCACCAGCCGCAAACGCGCUCGCCCAACAAAGUCAUGCUUCGAAUGUAGGCGCAAGAAGUUGAAGUGCGAUCGGUUACAGCCUUGUUUGCAAUGCAAGAAGCUGGGCCGAGAAGCAUUGUGCACCUACGCCCAUGGACCACCCGGGCCUCCAGAUUCUGAAAACGCGGAGAGAAGUCCGAAGAGACCAAAGGUUGAUGUCUCAAGACUCAAUUCGUGGGGAGGAGAAGCGGCCAGAGAUUUGAAUGCUCCUAUUGGGGGCUAUGUGGCGACCGCCCUUCCCAUGGAUUACAAGACUACAGUGCAAGAGUCUACCGAUAGAACGGACGAAAGCCAGUCCAAGACCUCGGGAAGACUCCAAGUCGAGGGAUCAAAAUCCCGGUAUAUUGGGCUUGGAGACCGGAUGACAUUGUUAGAUCACUUUCCAGAUGAAAAGGAAUUCAUUAUUGGAAGCUUCACUGAUGCUACAAUGGCGCCUAUUGUGAACGAAAUGACCAUCUUCCAAAGGGCUCUCCAUCGCAAGAUACAGCCCCUCGAUCGCUUAUUUGAAGACCGUACUGCACUGGUAGCAGAAAUGCUAAAAUCUCUCCCUGAAAACACCACCGUUGAAGCUCUCAAAGAAAGAUACUUGACCAAUAUGGAGACUGUGCUUAGAGUAGUACAUGUCCCCACCUUCAGAAGACAGUGUAGUGAGCUCCAAAGUUUUCGAACUGCUCAUAAUUCGACCCUUCCGUCCACGGUCCCAGAAUCUGUUCUGGCUCAGUUACUGGCUAUCAUCUCAAUUGCCAGCCGCCUGAUCGAUUCAAAGGAUUUGAAAACCUCAGAGCAGGCUAUUUCGGAAGAACGGGUCACGACUUACCUCACCCUUAUCCCGAAAUGGUUGGACAGUUUGAAGAGUAAGGAGCGUUUGACCAUCGAUUCGCUACGUGUUGAGACACUUCUUCUGAUGGCGAGAUUCGCUAAUAUGGCCACUUUACUCAAUCUCUGGAAAGAGUCUGGGGGUCUCGUUCGCGCGGCAAUGGCUAUGGGUCUUCAUCGAGAUCCUGAGCAUUCUUCUGAUUUGUCGCCUUUCGCAAAAGAACAGCGGCGAAAACUUUGGCAAACAAUCGUGGAGUUGGACCUUCAGUUUUCUCUUGCUACUGGGAUGCCCUGCGCUGUUCAGUCGUCAGAUAUCGGCUCCAGAACACUGCUCCUCGUCAAUGAUGACGACCUUGUGGAAGAUAUGCCCAAUUAUCCCGUGGAAAGGCCCUUGGAUGCGUGGUGUGAUGCUCUACCUCAAAACCUUUUAGCCUCGGCCAUGAAACCCCGCCUAGAUGCUACAAACUUGCUGGCGAGGGAUAUCGACUUCAACGCAGACAUUGAUCGCAUCCUUUUCCUUGCCAAAUACCUCGAGCUUGGUAUGCGCUCCAUCCAGGCGCGCUUACCACAACAACCGAAGAUGAAACAGCGAUUACUCUCGGACAUAAUGUUGGACGUACAUUUACGAAGGCCUGCAAUAGCUUUGUAUCAAACAGUGGCGUUGAGCGACCAAGCCUCACGUCAUCCGGAAGCUAGAAAAGGUGUUCUAAGGAAUUCAGUCGCGAUUCUUACUCAUCUCGAUGCUCUAGAUCCAGCCAUCGCGGAUCUGGACACUAUCCAGUCGAAAGAUUACUUGAACUUCUUCCAUAUUUUGUUUCGGGAUGAUAUAAUUAAAUCUUCGAUACUACUAUGCUACGAAAUUCGCGCCUUCUACUUACCAGUAAUCAAUUCCCCACCUGUUGAUCCGGCUCUUUUGGAUAACUCAGAAGAAUCUAUUCCGUGGACGAAACAUAGCCUUACAAGGAUCGUCGAAAGCACCCUCAACAGUUACCUGCAACGACUAGGAGAAUUUGGGACCGACCUCAAAAUCAUUUUGCCAUUAUCUAUACUUCUUCAAUCUGUUAGGUUUGACGGUACCCCGGAAGGAAAACGAGAUUUGAUGAUUAAAGGAUCAGAACGUGUUCUUCAGGCAUGCCGAAAGGCCAUACCUCUUCCUAGGGCGCAAGAUGCCCAACCGCAAAACGGAACCGCUCCGAAUACACAAACACCACCACUAUCAAAUAUGCCAACUGGUGAGAGCUGGAACCCUCAUCAAGGGUUUGGCAUUGUGAUGCAGCUUCCAUACGAAAAUGGAAUCCCUCAGCCUAUUGGCAAUGGGGACUUCAAUCCUAAUGUGAAUGGAGCUGGCGCUUUCCCAAACUUCGAAUUGGGAUUUUCGGAUUGGGAUCUUAUGGACCAGUCAUGGUUUGGAAGUUAUUAA
Lachnellula hyalina is the source of this 2343-nucleotide messenger RNA. Its product is annotated as Fusarisetin A cluster transcription factor. NCBI's taxonomy places the organism in Eukaryota, Fungi, Ascomycota, Leotiomycetes, Helotiales, Lachnaceae. Gene Ontology annotation, biological process: regulation of transcription by RNA polymerase II; DNA-templated transcription. Bases 1 to 2343 code for a protein of 780 amino acids. The transcript has 3 exons. The record is from RefSeq and is a predicted model, not a curated record. Gene Ontology annotation, cellular component: nucleus. Gene Ontology annotation, molecular function: DNA-binding transcription activator activity, RNA polymerase II-specific; RNA polymerase II cis-regulatory region sequence-specific DNA binding; zinc ion binding.